AUGAGGAGGGCCGUGCUGCUGAUGAAGGUGCUCGUGUGCUGGUGCGUGCUUUGCGCGUUCUCGCGGGGUGUCCGGGCGCAGUUUCCGCGCGCUUGCAGCACGGUGGAAGCGAUCGUGUCGAAGCGCUGCUGCCCAUCCCCGAGCUCCGAUGCGGAAGAUGCGUGCGGCGCGCGUUCCGGACGCGGGGCUUGCGACACUGUGCGCACGGACACGCGGCCGUGGGGGGGCACGUACACGCUGCGCAACGUGGACGACCGUGAGCGCUGGCCCACCAAGUUCUACACGCAGACUUGCACAUGCUUUGGUAACUUUGCUGGUUUUGACUGUGGCGAGUGUAAAUUUGGCUGGACAGGGCCAAACUGCAAUCUCCGCAAGGCUCCUGUGACCCGGAAGAACAUCAUGACUCUGAGUGUAGAGGAGAGGCAGAUCUUCCUGGAGGCACUGCAACUUUCCAAACGCACCAUACACCCUCAGUAUGUCAUUGCCACUGAGCACUGGCUUGGCCUGAUCGACCGCGAAACCAACCAGACACGCUUCAGCAACAUCACUGUGUACGACCUGUUCGUCUGGCAACACUACUACUCCGUGAGGGACACGCUGCUCGGUCCAGGACGGCCGUUCAAAGCCAUCGAUUUUUCCCAUAAAGGCCCUGCCUUCAUCACCUGGCACAGGUACCAUCUACUGAGUCUGGAGAAAGACCUUCAGAAACUGAUUGGUGAUGAAAACUUUGCUAUCCCUUAUUGGAACUUUGCUACGGGUGGCUCAGAGUGUGAAGUGUGCACUGAUGACCUUCUGGGAGAAGAAGACCCCAGUAACCCCUCACUCAUCAGCCCUAGAUCACCAUUCAGUGACUGGGGAAUUGUGUGUGACAGCUUGGAUGAAUAUAACCGUUUGGUGACGCUGUGUAAUGGAACAAGAGAGGGACCUUUACGUCGUGGUCUGAAUGAAAGAGGAAAAAUUACUUUGCCAUCGAUGGAUGACGUGCACAGCUGCCUCCAGUUACGAGACUUUGACAGGCCACCAUAUUUUACUAAUUCCACCUUCAGCUUCAGAAACACAUUGGAGGGUUUUAAUAAAGUGGACGGAGAACUUGACAAUGCUGUGACAGGCUUACACAACCUUGUCCAUGACUUCCUCAGCGGCACGAGCGCACAGUCCCACUCUGCCGCCAACGACCCCAUCUUCGUGGUGUUACAUGCCUUCACAGAUGCCAUAUUUGAAGAAUGGCUGCGACGCUUCCCAAAAAAAGACAGUUUUCCUGAAGAAAUGGCUCCAAUUGGCCACAAUCGGCAUUUUAACAUGGUUCCUUUCUUCCCUCCGGUCACAAAUGAGGAACUCUACAUUCCUUCUAUUGAGCUGGGCUAUUCCUAUGAGAUCGACCUCACAGAUGCAGGUCAUUACCCAGCUGCAUUCAUUGUUGCCGGCUCUUGUCUCACUCUUCUCAUCCUCGUCCUCCUUUUGGUUCUGUAUGCACGGCAGAGACGCAGACGCGAGUAUGAGCCGCUCGUCAGUUCUGGAUAUGCUGCUGUGAAAUACACCGAGGAUGCGUGACCAAAAGAAAGAAAGAAAGAAAGAAAUUUAAAGAGUAGUACAAUCAUUAACACAGUAUAUUUUCAAGGCAAUUGUAGUAUGACCAAGAUUAAAAAAUAAGAGUAAAACAACUAAUAUGACUCAUGCUAGCUAGCUAAUUAUCACACUAGUCAGCAUGCUACUUUAUGCCUCAUACUGUUCUCACACUAUUUUCGCUAGUUUGAAUGCUAGUUCUUAGAAGCAGGCUUUUUGGACAAGGGUAUAAGUCACAAAGUUAAAAAAAAAUGCAAAUCCUAUUUACAAGUUAUUUUAAAAAAAAUGUAGAAUGUCGUACUUUAUUUUGAUUUAUUUACCUUCUAAAUGUUUUUACAUUUUAGUACACAACAGUCAUUCUUAAACCAUUUCGUUUACUUUUUGUUUUGCCUGUUAAAAGUGCAGUCUGUGAUUUCUACACUGGAAGUAAUCCUAUUAUGAUUAACAACACUGAUGUGCAGCCAAUCUCACUGGGGUCUGUGAAUUUCAGCCUUAUGUUUGCAUUUUUUAUGUUAAUUAAUGUCACACUGAUGAAUUUGUGCUACAACAACUGCUAAUUAUUAAACUCUAUGAUUUCGUUAUUCCAUAAACUACUCUGAUUAAUGAGUAGGAGCGUGUAGCCGAAUUCAAUCAGUAACUAGCAAUUUUACAAGUCAUCUAAAUAGACAAAAACAUAUAUCAUGGCUGUGUAGGACGUUAGUAUAUCAUUGUGAAUUUAGUAGCUGAGUAGUUGGGUACUGUAGAUUCUCAUGAAAAUGAAACAUAAUUUGAUUUAUUAACGAGUCCUUCUUAUUUGAUAUGACUGGGUAUGUUCCAUGCUUUCUGCUAUUAUGUUAUCAGGAUGUUAAUGUUUCUAUAUUGAAUCAUGGAAAUACAAAGGAUAUAUAAAACAAAUCAAAACAUCAGAACUUUCCAUAACACAGUUUCCUCAGUGCUCACGAGACAAAAAGUACAAAAGGAGUGAGAGGGAAAACUCCAGCUUCCACUGCAAGUACAAUUCCUCUCCCUGAGAUCAGAGGGCUCCAAACUGUCAAUUCCUUAAAAUGAUACUGACACGAACAAGUCUCCUCGGUGUCAUUUUAUAGAUUUUAACACAAACUUUCAAUUUUUGAUGUAACUGCAAGGUGUGGAGAUGAAAAUUCAACAAAAUAAAACAAUUAAACCUCCUGUCACGAAGCGAUGCCUGGAAUUCCCUUCCGCCGAGAAUGGCCCAAACCAGAAAUGACGUAGAUCGGGGAACCCCUGCCUGGAAGGCACGCCUACAGAACAUGUUUUCAUGACAGAACAUGAGCUGUAAGCUAUGGACUAUGUCCGAAAUCAGUCACUCAUUCACUACUCUAGGGAAUUCUAUAUAGAGGACUAUAAAUGAGCUCAUUGGUAAAAUGAAAAAAAAAAAAAAAACCUUUCGGACACUACUGUGCCAUUAUUUACAUCAUUAAACACAAAACAUGCCAAUUCAGUCGGAUGGUGGGUUUUCAAAAUAAU
Molecule: messenger RNA, 3048 nt
Organism: Neoarius graeffei (lesser salmon catfish)
Lineage: Eukaryota; Metazoa; Chordata; Actinopteri; Siluriformes; Ariidae
Gene: dct
Product: dopachrome tautomerase
Exons: 8
Coding region: 1-1551 (516 amino acids)
Biological process (GO): melanin biosynthetic process from tyrosine; ventricular zone neuroblast division; positive regulation of neuroblast proliferation
Cellular component (GO): melanosome
Molecular function (GO): oxidoreductase activity; dopachrome isomerase activity
Source: RefSeq, a predicted model, not a curated record